UGACCAGCCACUGAAUAUUCAAUGAAAAGCAAUGGGACUUCUCGGUUUACGACAGAGUGUGGGAACGGUGGGUAAGAUGGCGGCGCUGAAGGAGGAGCAGUGCUACGGACUGUCCUGUGGAAGAGUGAGCAACGGCAGUAAUGUCACCGUCUUUCACGUUAAACUCACUGACAGCGCGCUGAGGGCGCUUGAAGGCUUUCAGAGCAGCAAGGUCCUGUCACAACAGCCAUUGAUCAGAUUUAAUGGAAACCAAGGGAAGAUUUCAAUUCCACGGUCAGAAACUUCCAGCGAGCUGCAAACAUUUACUUUCGACCUGUCGAAUGUGGGCAGAGACAACCCCCAGGGCAGCUUCGACUGCAUCCAGCAGUACAUCACCAGUGAAGGGGGCAUUCAGCUGGACUGUCUGGGCAGCAUCCAGGACAAGAUCACAGUGCGAGCCACCGACGACUCCUACCAGAAGGCCAGAGAGAGCAUGGCCCAGGCUGAGGAGACGACUCGCAGCAGGAGUGCCAUCGUCAUCAAGCCGGGGGGGAGAUACGUAGGUAAGAAAGUCCAGAUCCGGAAACCGGCACCUGGGCUUUCAGACGUGGCCCCGUCACGGAGGACGUCUCGGCCCGUCCUCAUCUCCAGCAGCACGCAGAAGAAAGCCACGACUCAGCACCGGCCUCUCCGUGAGCGCCUCGUACACCUGCUGGCCCUGAAGCCUUACAAAAAGCCUGAACUGAUUUUGAGGUUGCAGAAGGACGGCCUGUCACAGCUCGACAAAGAAUCCCUGGACAGCCACCUGCAACAGGUUGCCAAUUUGAAUGGGAAAGAAAAUACCUUCACAUUGAAGGAUUUUAUGUACAAGGAAGUCCAGAAGGACUGGCCAGGAUACACGGAGGGAGACCAGCAGCUUCUCAAGAGAAUUUUGUUCAGAAAACAGGCCCAAACCAGCUCUGCACCCAUACCAGAGAGUCCUCCCAAAGAGCUGGGAUCCAGUUCUCCGUCUCAGAAACGGCCGACUGUUGACUUCAUCGACCCUCUUGCCAACAAAAAGCCCAGAAUAUCACACCUUGCCAGCAAGGCCGCAACAGUCCAAAUAAACGGCAAGCUCGGCUCUUCGUGCGGGCGAGGAGACUCCGGCGGCGCAGUGUCGACGUCCGAAAGCGGCAUGACGUCCGGCUCGCAGCCGCUCCCGGUGCUAGACAUCCCGCGUCCUUUCGAGGCUUUGUCGGACGUCAGCAACGACUCCAGUAACAACGGGCGGGACGGCGACUCUCAGGAAACGACGCUGUCCGAGAGGCUCAGUCAGCCGCCAUCGCUCCUGUCCGUGUCGACGGUGGCCUCAGCGCCCAGCAUAGGCACAUCGUCCUCCGGGCACACCGUGCUGGAGGGCCCGCGGGACAAUGGCCCUUUAGCGGUGAACAACAAAUCCAGAAAGAAGUCAAAAAAGCAUAAAGACAAGGAGAAAAGCAAGGACAAGGGGAAAGGGAGGGCGAAGGAGAAAAAGAUCUGUCAAGAGCCUGCGUCUGAGCCCAAAGCAGCAUGUGAGAUGAGCCUGACAAACUUCAAGAACAGUAUUGCGUUUAAAAGCACAGAUCUGAAUGGGAUGUGCAAAACUACCAGUAUUCCUUCAUCAUCACCUGAAGUGCCAGAUUAUUUAUUAAAGUACACAGUGAUCACCUCCCCGGAGCAGCGCCAAAGGUAUAAAAACGAUUUCAACGCCGAAUACAGCGAGUACCGGGGUCUGCACGCUCGAAUAGAGGGCAUCACCCGGCAGUUCACUGUGCUCGACAACGAGCUGAAGCAGCUUCUACAGGGCACAGACAAGUACAAGUCAAUCCACAAUCAGAUACUUCAAGAGUAUCAUAAGAUCAAAAAGACUAAUCCAAAUUAUAGCCAAGAGAAGAACCGCUGUGAACAUCUACACAAGAAACUGGCUCAUAUAAAGAAACUUAUCGCAGAGUACGAUCAUCAGCAACUUUAAACGUAGUCACUAGAGUCCGUUUCCCUGUUAUCCCUGGAAACCGGGCAGAUAAAGGGAAAACUUUGGAUUCCUCUUCCACUAAAAAGAAAUGUCACAAAAGGACAAAUCCCAUGUGUUGGGGUGAGGCAGGACACAUGAUCUCUUUUUCCUAAACCUUUUCCUAUUGUUUUUUUUUUUUCUUAAGGAUGUGGGCCAGAUCUGAGCGUAGAAAAAAGUGGAUCUAUAAAUAUUGCUCUUCAGCAGCCUACCCUGCCUUUAAUGCGCAACAGAGUCUUGAGAGUUUAUUGUGAAAUAUUCCUACUUUCAUGGGAGAUUUUCCAAAUAAUUUUUCCUGCUUUUGAAACUGGAUGAAUUUGAACUCUGAGAUGAAAACUGCAGAUUGUACACCAAAAUUAGUUUUUGAACACUUAAAAAAAAAAAAAAAAAAAAGAAAUAGUGACUAGCUCAUGAGUUUUCUUCACAUAAUUGUAUUGCUCGCAAAGCUGAAUCUUUUUAGUUUCCUAUUUAUUUUUCGUCAUUUAACUUUGUUGGUGGGGGUGAAAUUAUUUUACACUCCUUUAAAAAGAAACAAAAUCAAAUCAGUGCUUAAAAAAAUGCUGUCUCUUUUUUUGUGUCCUCAGAUUAUGAUUGUCUGCCAGUAUUUUACUAUUCAGAAGCUGCCUUUCCCUUCUAAUUGUCAGUGUUGGCAAUAGUAUUCUUUCUCUUUGUAGAGAUGCAGAAAUUAGUAUUUGAAUCAAAAAAAAAACCCAAAAAAAAAACAGAAAUGCACAGAGUCGGACACUGGUUUUUGUGUUUGGCUUUUCU
Poecilia latipinna (sailfin molly) is the source of this 2773-nucleotide messenger RNA. It is a transcript of the gene ell, whose product is annotated as elongation factor RNA polymerase II. Gene Ontology annotation, cellular component: transcription elongation factor complex. Gene Ontology annotation, biological process: snRNA transcription by RNA polymerase II; transcription elongation by RNA polymerase II; positive regulation of transcription elongation by RNA polymerase II. Gene Ontology annotation, molecular function: cis-regulatory region sequence-specific DNA binding. Lineage: Eukaryota; Metazoa; Chordata; Actinopteri; Cyprinodontiformes; Poeciliidae. The record is from RefSeq and is a predicted model, not a curated record. The coding region runs from base 32 to 1969 and encodes 645 amino acids. The transcript is spliced from 12 exons.